CUUUGAUUUGUUUGUGUAAAAACUUCAGCCAUUGCUCCCGGGGGUGGAAAGUCAGUGAAAAUUCGCCCAUUAUGCGAGAACGGUGAAAGAGAUGAUCCUGAUUCAGCAGUUCCGCGCUUACUGGCUUGUCGCCUCUUUCGGCUUCAUUCUGUUCGUCGCGGGCUCCGGUCUUCUCUUCUGGAAUGAGGGGCGCGCUGUGCACAAGACUCUGGCACUGGACGAGGCCCUGAAUGAUGGCGUGUCGCUGAUGGCGGAGAUUCCGAUCGAGAGCACGUACGAGGGCCGUUUGGUGCAUAUUGUGGGGUCUCUGGUGACGGAGGAGCCGCUGACGGAGCCGGAUUAUGGGAUUCAGGUGAACAGCGUGAAGCUGAAGAGACGCGUGCAGAUGUACCAGUGGAUUGAGGAGACGAUGGAGCAUCGCUACGGCGAGAGCAUCGCCUCGGUGGAGACUGAGGAUCGGACUUACUACUACACAAUGGAUUGGCGGGAUCACUUGAUUGACUCCCGGAACUUCUACAUUCGCACUGGACACCACAAUCCGCGGGCUUUUCCGCUGGAGAGUCGCGUACAGGUGGCGGAGCGCGUCCAGAUUGGCUACUACGAACUGGGCGUGGCUGUGAAGGAUCGCAUUUCGAGCUUCGUGGAGCUCACCUCGGACAGCCGACCUGAAGAUCCGGCCGUGAAGCUCCACUCGGGCCUCUAUUAUCACUGCAACGACGUGUGGAAUCCCGAGAUUGGCGACAUUCGCAUCCAGUUUGCGUUCGCGGGCCUGGAAGGGGAGACUUACACCGUCGUGGGGCGCCUCUCGCAGGGCGUCUUGGUGCCAUAUCAGACCAGCCUCGGAAGCCACGUUCUGCUGGUGUUCAAGGGCGAACACAGCCUCACGGACGCGUUCAAGCAAGAGCAUAAAUCCCAGAGGAUGACCACCUGGACAAUUCGCUUCUUCGGAUGGCUGCUGCUCUUCUUCGCCGCCACUGCCACAGCAUCCAUCGUGCACGUGGCUCUGGCACAUAAUUGUUAUCUAUCUCGAAUCGCUCCGGAUCCCGCACAUCCAGUAUCGGCGAACCUCAUUCUCUCCUUCUCGCUGGCGCUGCUGAUCACCUCCCUCGCCUGGGCUUUUCACCGGCCUUGGGUGGGCGCCGGAUUGCUCCUGGCCGCCGCGUCGCCCUUCCUGUGCUGCGCCCGCGGCGUCGUUCAGUACCAGCGCCUCAACUGACUCCCCCCUGUGUGACUCCCUGUAGUUGUGUGAUAAUAUGUCGUGAUUAAAGGAUUUCUGGAGAAUUCC
Phlebotomus argentipes is the source of this 1285-nucleotide messenger RNA. RefSeq names its product transmembrane protein 43 homolog (gene Tmem43). The transcript has 3 exons. Lineage: Eukaryota; Metazoa; Arthropoda; Insecta; Diptera; Psychodidae. Gene Ontology annotation, cellular component: nuclear inner membrane. Bases 92 to 1216 code for a protein of 374 amino acids. Gene Ontology annotation, biological process: nuclear membrane organization. The record is from RefSeq and is a predicted model, not a curated record.